AUGGAAAACACAUAUAUGGACAAAAUUCGCGGGGUUGAAGAGAUCAUUGGCUAUCAAUUUAGCGAUCCUUGGACGAUAUGGGAAGCGCUUCAAGCCGCCGGGUCGCCGGUCCAGACUAUAGGCAAUCGAAGACUCGUUGGUGGGAACAGACGUCUCGCGGUGCUAGGCGACCGGGUGCUUGACCUUGCGAUCGCAGAAGCGUGGCACGAGGGGAUGGAAGCUCGGGUUCGAUUUGACCAGAUCCGACAGGCAGUUGGGGGUAACCUCAACUUGGAUAGAAUUGGCCGUGUGACUGGUCUGGUGGCAUUCGUCAAUCAAAACCCUUCGACGCUGGGCGUCGUGUCUCCGGUCACAAUGUCUGCCACUGUUGAGGCUGUUCUAGGAGCGGUGUAUUUGGACAGCGACAUGAAUACUGUCAAACGUGUGAUGAACACGUUGGGAUUGGUGCCAACUUGA
Letharia lupina is the source of this 456-nucleotide messenger RNA. RefSeq lists its product as uncharacterized. Gene Ontology annotation, molecular function: ribonuclease III activity. The transcript has 2 exons. The record is from RefSeq and is a predicted model, not a curated record. Gene Ontology annotation, biological process: RNA processing. Bases 1 to 456 code for a protein of 151 amino acids. Lineage: Eukaryota; Fungi; Ascomycota; Lecanoromycetes; Lecanorales; Parmeliaceae.